GGGGUUUCGUUUUAUCUGAUCUCGACACAUAUUCCCAAACGCAGGUACCUUAUGCUAUUAGGUAGGUACGUACUACUGGUAGUAAGACGACCUGCUCACGUAAUAAACAAUCCACUAACGCUCCUUCGUGAGGACCUCAUCACGGUCACAACUGCCAAACCUGCCGUGCUCUAGUCACCCAAUCCGAUCACCAUAUUUCGUGACGUUAAAGUAGGCACGGCUUUGCCGUCCAGAGCACUUGACACCAUAUCAUUGGCGAUUGCGCUGUUAUUGCUGGCGAAUUCAUUCCAUACCCUAGCUCUCAAGGCUGGUCCUUGAACAGGUUGUCGGUUGCCGCAAUGCCGUCGACCUCCGAAGUCAUUGCUUUGUUUGACUCUACCGCCAUUGCCCUCUUUCUCACAACUGUGGUUGUUUUUGCCAUUCCUGUAUUUAUACUAUUCCCGCCGAUACCAGUGGAGCACGGGGAUGCUCUCCAACAAACGCACAGCAAAGUCGGCAUACCAGCAUCUGAGAGCAAUCUCAGAAACCAGACAUCGCCCGAGCAUAACCACCAACCAGGCAAGGCAGGCAAGAUACAGAGCUUAUUGAUUUACCCCGUCAAGUCAUGUCGGGGCAUAGAGGUUACGAACAGCAAAGUCCUUGCCAAGGGGUUUGAGUUUGAUCGCCUUUUUACCUUUGCAAGGCAAAAGGCGAGUCGCACAACGCCUCUUGUGGCACCAGGAGAAGAAGCAGAACAGCCCAAUCAGCCGAAGAAGCCGCAAUGGGAAAUCCUCACCUUGCGGCAGGUCCCGCUGCUGGCGAAUGUCCAAGUCGAUCUGUGGCUCCCAGAUGCAAGCAAGGCUAGCCGCCAGCUCGGCAGAGUAGGCGGCCGAUUCAUUGUUGUUAGAUUUCCUUGGAAGGAUGCUGGCCUGAGGGGCAUGAUCCAGUGGGUAUCUGCCAAACUGAGCCGCGGCUUCAGCGGCAUCCCAGAAAAAGAGUUUAUGCUAUCAAUUGAUUUCCCACCCCCCAGCGAGAUUAAAACCAGAGGCUACCAGUAUGAAGAUACGCGGUUCUUCGAUAGCACUGUUCAUGCCCUGAAUUUGAGAAAUGAGGUGCCCCUUGAGCUGGGUCGCUAUCUGGGAGUUAACGUGCCAAUGACCAUCUUCAUGAGCGACCCAGCUCAACGGAGGGAAGUCUUCAGAAACGCACCUCGCAAAGAGGACCUUGGAUACCAGCCCUUGGCCGACUUCCAGGAUGUGUAUCCACUGAAUGUUCUUAGCCUGACGAGUGUCCGCGCUUUGGAGUCCAAAGUGCAGAAAGACGACGGGCUCAAGUUCCUGGACGCGCGCCGUUUUCGCCCGAAUAUUAUUGUAUCUGGUCUCAAAGAGUACGACGAGGACGACUGGAGACGGAUUGAGUUCUCACAGCCUUCCCAAAGCGCCACGACUAAGGGUCUGAAGAGUCACUUUGACGUCUCAGGCCGCGCAGUUCGGUGCAAAUUGCCAAAUGUCGAUCCAGCCACCGGGAUUCGACACAAAGUGGAGCCCGAUAAUUCGCUCAGGAAGUACCGCGAAAUCGAUGGAGGCGCUCCAGGGAAGGGUUGCUUCGGAAUGCAGCUGUGUCCCAUAUUUUCAAGUACAGACAAGCCAGAGGACAUGGAGUUGUCACUAGAGGUGGGUAUGGAGAUUAAGGUUCUGGAACGGGGCCAGCACUGGGCUUUGUAAGUUAGUAGUAAGAAGAGUUGUAGUAGCCUGAGUUGCGGUGGCAAAGAUGGAUCUCAACGAGAGGGGGGGACGGAAUUGAGCUAUAAACUUGAGUGACGAAUGGAGUCGCUCGUAAAAAAAAAAAAAUAGAUAAAUAAAUAAAAGUCGUUCAA
Molecule: messenger RNA, 1855 nt
Organism: Trichoderma asperellum CBS 433.97
Lineage: Eukaryota; Fungi; Ascomycota; Sordariomycetes; Hypocreales; Hypocreaceae
Molecular function (GO): molybdenum ion binding; catalytic activity; pyridoxal phosphate binding
Source: RefSeq, a predicted model, not a curated record